Molecule: messenger RNA, 1640 nt
Organism: Salvelinus namaycush (lake trout)
Lineage: Eukaryota; Metazoa; Chordata; Actinopteri; Salmoniformes; Salmonidae
Exons: 1
Coding region: 237-1640 (467 amino acids)
Biological process (GO): positive regulation of angiogenesis; positive regulation of tyrosine phosphorylation of STAT protein; cellular response to tumor necrosis factor
Cellular component (GO): CD40 receptor complex; external side of plasma membrane
Molecular function (GO): CD154 receptor binding; antigen binding
Source: RefSeq, a predicted model, not a curated record
AUGUUUAACAUUGGGUAGAGGAUUCCUCCACUGUUGGACGUUCCGAAUUUACUUUUGGUUGAAUAGAUCCUCCAGUGUCGGACGUUUCUACUUAGAUACGUUUAACAGUGGUCGGACAACACUUAAUUAGUUUCUGCUUACAUAUUGGUUGAAAGGUUCCUCCGUAGUUGGAUUGUUGUGAAACUUUGACUAGGCUUUAAAAAGGCUGGUCUCUUUCUUCAAACCAUUUCGCAGUCAUGUUUACAUUACUGGUGCUGGUGCUUCUUGUUACCCCGAGCAAAGGCUGUGGAUUGAACAACAAUUGUUGCAAGUGUCCACCUGGGACCAGGUUGGGUGACAGCGGAACCUGUGAAGAUCCCCAGUGUACACCUUGUAAGAGUGACGAAUAUAUGACAUCGUACAACCGGGAAAGAAUAUGUCGUCUACAACCAUACUGUGAUCCCAACCUAAACUUUGAAACACGAGCUUAUUAUGAUCUGACUAAGAGACACACCUGUAGGUGUAAAGACGGAUUCCAUUGUUCUGAUUUCUGUAUUCUAUGUAUUCCCCAUACCACAUGCAAAGAAGGCUUUGUCCCUAUCUCCCUGGGUAAUAACACUCACGAUGUUCUGUGUGAGCCUAUACCGGCUCAACCAACUACUUUUAACCCGGGUGUAUUACUUGGCGUGAUUGCUGUCUUGGCUGUGGUCGUGGUAGUAAUUGCGAUCUACAGAAAGAAGGUUCGGAUUCAAUGUCCAGAUGUAGUUCAAAUGGUACGAGGUCUUAAUGAUCUUACGGUCCGGAACGCACAACCAGUCGCUGCUGUUGAUGACAAAGAAGGACUCCAGACAGACCGGGCUACACCACACGUGUCCGAACUGAGAGAUGCUAACCAACAGGGACCUCGUGUAAUUCAGUGUAUUUGUACUAUACCAAAGAAAGUAUGCCUCAUCACAUUCAUGGUCAUAACCUUGACUUUGGGACUGAGCUUUGGACUCGUUAUCGUGGUGGACUGGGGCUUGGCAGCUUACUGUGACACUUCGGUUUCUGUCUACACUUUCCCCUUAGGUCAUUCCAUAACAUCCCAUGGCCUUGGACAGUUGGAGGCUAUACACAUGUCCAGUUUUUUGAACAGAUGCAAACGGCAAAAUGAGUUCACUGUACCCGGAACUGUGAGGUUCAACAAGGCUAUCAAGUGCGUCAGGACAACCAAUUACCAUAAAAAAGGCAAUUCUGGCAAACACUCACGAAGGGACAAUGAUGGCUCAAGCGAUUCCAUUUCGGGACACCUGGGAGCGUCCGGAUCUUUAGUCGGCAUAACCGCUUCGGCAGAAGCGUCUUUCAGCAAAACCGAUGCGGUGGAAACCAUGGUACAGAAAACCGUGUCGACCAGCAACAACGUAGCCAUCUCUCUUACCACUUACCAUUGUGAAGUGGGUUCUGUGAUGGUUUCCUCAUACACGCCUAGUAGCGCCUUGAAAAAGGACAUGGACACACUGAACAAAGACCCUCACAGCAAUAUAGAUGAAUUCCUACGAGAGUGGGGCUACGCAUUUGUGAGCUCUAUUACAGUGGGUGGAUAUUACAGUUCAUUCAAUAUCUUCUCAACAUGUAACAAAGACGCUAUAGAAGGUCCUGGACUCUGCCACAGAGCUCUGUAA